Messenger RNA from Gekko japonicus, 1045 nucleotides. RefSeq names its product RAC-gamma serine/threonine-protein kinase. The transcript has 10 exons. The record is from RefSeq and is a predicted model, not a curated record. Bases 146 to 982 code for a protein of 278 amino acids. Gene Ontology annotation, biological process: protein phosphorylation. Lineage: Eukaryota; Metazoa; Chordata; Lepidosauria; Squamata; Gekkonidae. Gene Ontology annotation, molecular function: ATP binding; protein kinase activity.
UACAGUUUUUCUGCCACCAACCUUUCAGUUAUCUUCACCAUGAAAGAUUGAUUUGUCUCUAGAUUCUGAAAAGCCAGAAGAGAACAGAAGCCCUGAUACUGCAAAAUACUGUUUCCCUGAGCUGAGUGGUCAGCGUAAAGCCAUCAUGAGCGAUGUUACAAUUGUGAAAGAAGGCUGGGUUCAGAAAAGGGGGGAAUAUAUUAAAAAUUGGAGGCCAAGAUACUUCCUCUUGAAGACAGAUGGCUCUUUCAUAGGAUAUAAGGAGAAGCCCCAAGAUGUGGAUCUACCAUAUCCUCUUAACAACUUUUCAGUAGCAAAAUGCCAGCUAAUGAAAACAGAGAGACCAAAACCAAAUACAUUUAUUAUCCGAUGUCUUCAGUGGACCACUGUGAUAGAAAGGACUUUUCAUGUAGAUACACCAGAAGAACGGGAAGAAUGGACAGAAGCCAUUCAAGCAGUAGCAGACAGGCUUCAAAGGCAGGAAGAGGAGAGAAUGAAUUGUAGUCCAACAUCGCAAAUUGAUAAUAUAGGAGAAGAGGAGAUGGAUGCAUCCACAACUCACCAUAAAAGAAAGGUGACAAUGAAUGAUUUUGAUUACUUAAAACUCCUUGGCAAAGGCACUUUUGGCAAAGUUAUUCUGGUUCGAGAGAAAGCAAGUGGAAAAUACUAUGCUAUGAAGAUUCUGAAAAAAGAAGUUAUUAUUGCAAAGGAUGAAGUGGCCCACACACUUACAGAAAGCAGGGUACUGAAAAAUACUAGACACCCUUUUUUAACGUCUUUGAAAUAUCCCUUCCAGACCAAGGACCGUUUGUGUUUUGUAAUGGAGUAUGUUAAUGGAGGAGAGCUGUUUUUCCAUUUGUCGAGAGAGCGGGUGUUCUCUGAGGAUCGCACACGCUUCUAUGGUGCAGAAAUUGUUUCUGCUCUGGACUAUCUGCAUUCUGGAAAGAUUGUGUAUCGUGAUCUCAAGGUAAAAAAAAAGUAAUCAAAUUUUUUUUGAAAGACUAUUGGGACAAAUACAAAGUAAUUAUAAAGUUAACGCUGUUUU